Molecule: messenger RNA, 1456 nt
Organism: Lotus japonicus
Lineage: Eukaryota; Viridiplantae; Streptophyta; Magnoliopsida; Fabales; Fabaceae
Product: 65-kDa microtubule-associated protein 8-like
Biological process (GO): microtubule cytoskeleton organization
Cellular component (GO): spindle; cytoplasm
Molecular function (GO): microtubule binding
Source: RefSeq, a predicted model, not a curated record
UAUAGCUGAUAUGCGGAGCUAAGCUUUUACCAAGCAAUAUAACAUUGCAGAGUAUCUUAGUACUUAAAUUUGACUUCAGUGAUAAAUGUGUAUGUUUCAACAAGACAUCAUGUAUCUGUGUUAUGUAGACUCUAAACUGAUGACAGCAAUAACUGAACAGCCGGGAAAAAGGGCGGGUACACUAAAAGAGCAGCUAGAUUCAAUGACUCCAGCACUCCAAGAGAUGCGCUUGAGGAAAGAAGAGAGGUUAAACCAAUUCAGAGCUGUGCAAGCCUGCAAGGGCAAAUCAACAAUUUCUGCAGAAAUCGUAGAUAACUCAGACAAUGCACACUCCAUUAUUGUAGUAAUAGAUGAGAAUGAUCUUUCCGAGUAUCAGAAUGGGUUGCAAAGGCUCCACGAUGAGAAGAAUGAAAGACUCCAGAAAGUGGAGAAAUAUAUAUACAAAAUGCACAGGUUGUCUACAACAUUGGGAACAGAUUCCUCUGCGAUUAUCACUCAAGUUCACCCAAUCUUGAAUGAUUUGUGUGGAAUAACAAAAAAUAUAAGUGACUCUAGCCAGGAUAAACUCCAUGUCGCGGUGGAGUCCCUUUAUGAAGAAAAGCAAAAUCAACUGAACAAACUUCACCAUUUAGGCAAAGCACUGAUAAAUCUGUGGAAUAUUACGGACACCUACAGCAAAUGGAAAUCUGUUUCCCAUGUAAUAAAGUUUUUCUCAGUUUCCUCCGCAGAAGUAUCAGACCCAGGAAGUCUUGCUCUAGAAAUAGUCCAGCAGACUGAAUCCGAAGUAAAGAGGCUGGAUCAACUAAAAGCAAGCAAGAUGAAGGAGCUAUUCCAAAAGAAGAAACAGGAACUGGAGUUAAUAGAAAAAAAAUCACACAUGGAGGUUCCUUUACUGACAGAAAUGAACAAUAUAAUCAGACUCAUAGAUUCAGGUGAGGUUGACCAUUGCAAUCUAAUCAUGAGCAUGGAGGAACAAAUAUCAAGAGCAAAUGAAGAGGCUUCGAGCAUGAAGGCAAUAAUGGAGAAAGUGGAAAAGUGGAUGUUAGCACAAGAUGAGGAGCAAUGGCUAGAAGAAUAUGGCAGGGAUAAUAACCAAUACUCAGUCAUUAGAGGAGUACACAAAAAUUUGAGACGAGCUGAACGUGCUUACAUACAAUGGUUUCUAUUUCCAGCUUUGGUAGAUUUGCUAAUAAAAUUGACUAGCAGUUGGGAAGAAGAAAUUAAUAAGGUUUUCUUUUAUGAUCAGGUACCUCUUAAGGAAAUAUUGGAAGAAUAUAAUGUACUGAGGCGAGAAAAGGAGUAAGAUAAGAAAAGACUGCAGCAGCAUAAGAGGAUUCAGAACCAAGGAGUUGUUCAGAGAGAUAAUAUCUACACGAUAAAACCAGGCUCGAGCCGUAGACAAUUAGACAUGAUAGGAACACACUUUAUUAGAGAGGGAGUUAGUGAGUAUAAAUAA